Messenger RNA from Priceomyces carsonii, 1077 nucleotides. RefSeq names its product Mrf1p (gene MRF1). The record is from RefSeq and is a predicted model, not a curated record. Gene Ontology annotation, molecular function: trans-2-enoyl-CoA reductase (NADPH) activity. NCBI's taxonomy places the organism in Eukaryota, Fungi, Ascomycota, Pichiomycetes, Serinales, Debaryomycetaceae. The transcript has a single exon. Gene Ontology annotation, cellular component: mitochondrion. Gene Ontology annotation, biological process: fatty acid metabolic process. Bases 1 to 1077 code for a protein of 358 amino acids.
AUGAUUAUAAAAGGAAAUGCGGUAACGUAUACCGAGUUUGGAGAACUCAAGAAAGUUUUGUCGUUGACUCAAUUCGAAAUUGACUCUUCCAGUUUAAAACCGAAUGAGUUUCUUUUGCAGGCAAUUGCCACACCUAUCAACCCAUCUGAUUUAGUUCAGAUUCAAGGAACUUAUCCGUCUCCUCCUACACCAUAUAAUCUAGGAGGAUCAACUGUAUACAUUGGAGGCAAUGAAGGUGUUUUCAGAGUUAUUGAAGUAGGAGCAGAUGCUAAGAAAGUUUAUAAAAAAGGUGAUUGGGUUAUACCUAAAUUACCAAGUUUUGGGACUUGGAGAACGCAUGCGUUAGUCGCAAUUGAAGAAGAUAAAAAGCCUCUUAUAAUAAUAUCUUCUGAUGAUGAUGAAAUGACAAUUGAGCAAGCUGCAGUUAUAGGUGUAAAUCCUUGUACCGCGUAUCAACUUAUUCAUAACUAUAUCAAAGACUGGAAAGAUGGCGACUGGAUCAUUCAGAAUUGCGGCAAUUCUCAAGUCAGUAGAUAUUUGACGCAAAUUGCUAGGUCGGAGAAUAUCAAAACAAUUUCUAUAGUAAGGAACAACAAGACAAAGAAACAAAUCGAUGAGUUAUAUAACUUGGGCGCAACCAAAGUCGUUAAUGAAGAAGAGUUUUUGUCAGAAGAUUUCAACAAGACAUUGAAAUCGUGGGUUGGAGACGGAAGGGUGAGGUUAGCUGCCAACAGUUUAGGUGGUCCUACGGUGUGGCCCUUAGUGAGAAGCUUGUCGCAAGACGGUUUUUUGGCAACAUAUGGGGCAAUGUCGAGUCUUGAGAUCAAGUAUUCCUUAGUAGAUCAGUUAUUCAAGAAUAUUACGACUGUGGCAUAUUGGCUCUCUGCCAAUAACAAAAAGGAUCCAAGCUCGAAAACUAAGACAAUCGAGGCUAUCAUUAAAUUAUACAGUGAGGGUAUAUUGAAAACGGAGGGGAUCACAGAGCGGUCGUAUGAUAGUGAUCAAAAUUUGUUGAGUACUUUUUCGGAUGCUAUUGAAGCUUCAAGUAAAGGAAAGCAAUUAAUAAUCUUCAAAUGA